CUGAAAGGCCUAUUUAUUGAAGAAAGCCGAUCCUUCCGACUGCCGAGCACCGAGUGUAGUGAAGUUUUUUUUUUUUUUUUCUCAGCCUAACCAUUUAUUUAUUAUUGUUUUUCUAGGCUUAAAAACCAUGUCUACUUUCAAUCAGAAUAACGAUACUCAAUUAACCAAUCUGAUCGUCAACUAUCUGCCGCAAAACAUGACGGACAAGGAACUCUUCAGCAUGUUCGUAACCAUAGGACCUGUAGAAAGUUGCCGGGUUAUGAAAGAUAACAAAACUGGUUAUAGUUUCGGAUUUGGAUUUGUAAAUUAUUCUCGGAAAGAAGAUGCUGCUAGAGCCAUCAGCUCUUUAAAUGGUUUGCAAGUCCAGAAUAAACGCCUGAAAGUCUCUUACGCUCGGCCCUCAGGAGAAGAGAUUAAAGAAACUAAUCUUUAUGUAACUAACCUCCCUAGAACUAUUACUGAAGAACAGUUAGAAUUUAUGUUUUCAAAGUUUGGAAGGAUCGUGCAAAAAAAUUUAUUAAAAGACAAAGUCACAGGAAUGCCUAGAGGAGUCGCUUUUGUCAGAUUUGAUCGUCGUGAAGAAGCUUUGGAAGCAAUCGAAAGAAUGAACGGUACAGUUCCUGAAGGAUCUCAAGAUCCUAUCACUGUCAAAAUAGCAGAAGAACAUGGUAAACAAAAGGCAGCAUACUACGCUGGGUUUCACGCAGGUUAUAACCAGAGUCGAGAAUGAUGAUUUCGAGAUUCUACAAGCUGUUUCCAACUGAAUAUAAUUUUUAUUUAUUAUUUUGUUCAAUUGUUUCUCUUGAUCUAUUACUAUGCAAACCUUUCUUUAAAAGUAAUAUUUUUGAUCUUUUUUUCGCUUUCCCUUUUUUGCCAACAACUUUCAUCUGUAUCCUCAUGAAAUUUUGAUCAUCUAUUUUCUCCCUGUAGCUAUCCCUUUCUCCUCUUUCCGUUCUCUCCUAUUUCUACUCACUUACCCUCUCAAACAUUGGACUCAGUGUGUUUAUUAUCAUUAUAUGAAGUAAUUAGAGUGAAGACUUUCCAAGGGCCUUGAUAUCUUACUUUCAUCAAACGUUCUUAAAGUUUUGACUAUCGCAACUUAUCUCAUUUUCAACUCAAACGGCCAUUCAAGUUUCAUUCUUUCAUUAAGGAAGAACUCUAAAUCAUAUAAAGGGUUAGGCCCUCUGUUCCCAGAAGAAUUGUAUUUCAACAUCAGGGCAACAUUAUUCCUGAGGGGAAGGAAAAGCAAAUUUAGAGGGGGGGGGGAACCCUUGUAGAUGUAAACAUAAUUGCAGUGGAUGCGUCACAAAUUUACUGUCUUUUAGCCAAAAUCCAGCUUUUUGCACGGUGGGCAAAUCCCUCUCUCUUCAGAAAAUAUAAGAAACUUGCUUUUUUUCUCUUUUCUAGCCAGUUAAUGAAUUUCUUUUUAUUUAUUUAACUAAUAACUACUUUUAUCAGUAUUAAGUUUUUCACAAUUGAAUCCGCUCCAACUGGUUCGAAUUUGUUUACGCACUUUGUUUAUUAUUAUUUUUUAAAAGUUGAUGCCUAAUUUAUACAUUGAUGUGAAAGAUUUUUUAAUUUUAAAUACCUCAUUUUGUCCUUUUGUUGUUUACAUUCAUAAUUUUCUCAGGACUCGGGUCAAUUAUUUAUUUUCUAUUUUAUUAGUCAAACAGCGGAGCACUCAAGACUCAUCAGAUUUUUUCCUUGUUUCUUUUCUAAUCUAGGUGCCCUCCGAUGUCUGAAGAAAAAAUCACCAGUUUAUUUAUAUUUUUUUAACCUUUUUCCUAAUUUUGAUCUUGAUUUCUGAAUUUUUACAGUUAGAUUGGCCGUCAUGUUUUCUUCAGUUUAUUUAUUAUUGUUUUUCAGGAGUAAAAUCUGAAGAAGAAAUUUUAGGUUUAACUAUUUUGCCUGUUUUUUUUUCUUUCUUUUUCACAGGACCUUUUAAUUUAUUUAUUAAUUUUUAUUUCUGGCACUGUUUAUUUUUGUGUCCUUUUUGUCCUACUCGAACAUUCACACUAAAAAUUUCUUCAAUUGGCAGAGCUCACAGUAAUUUUCAAAAUUCGGUCACAAUAUUUUCUAGAAUGAUUUUUAGAUUGUUCACUUUAUUAUACUAUUUCAAACCCACUACUUUCCAUGUUCCCUUCAUGGAAAUGAUGUAUAAAUUCAUCAUACUGGGAAUGGCUGUCACCUAAUCUGAAACGCAAAAAUUGGAGCCAGUGAUGGACCUUUAAGAAUCGUUGACAAAUUUAAUUUAGCAAUUCAAGAUAAAUCAAUUGAAUGUGUGUUCAAGUAAACAAUGAUAAUGAAGCGAUACUUUUGUUUUUUGUUGAAAGAGAUAAUUUUAAUUGAAGAAGGAUGAACAGUCCUGUAUUCAUUUCUCUUACUCAAUCUACACGUUUUUUAAAGUAAAAGCUCAGUUGCCAGGUCCAUGACCUACCCUGGGGGAAAAAUGAGAUAGCAGGAUUCAGUUCCCCAUUCCGAGCGUAAAAUCAUCCUAGCGUUGUAGAUUUUUGUGUGCAGUAGGAAAGUUUCCGCUUUCAUCAAUCUAAAACUAUGCUGCUACUUCUAAUUAAUGUGUUCAUUGCUUCAAUUGAUGCAGCAUAUUUAAGUAAUGUAGGUGAAUCCAAAAAAAGAAAAACAAAAAUCGUCAUUCAUUAACUGAUCAACAAAAAUUACAUUUUUUUAGUCUAACUGCAACCCUUUUAUAAUAAAAUUGAACCAUUAAAAGUGGGGAAUAUCGGAAAUUUAAAAUCAAUUUUGAAAA
Bemisia tabaci is the source of this 2764-nucleotide messenger RNA. Its product is annotated as sex-lethal homolog. Lineage: Eukaryota; Metazoa; Arthropoda; Insecta; Hemiptera; Aleyrodidae. Gene Ontology annotation, molecular function: mRNA binding. The record is from RefSeq and is a predicted model, not a curated record. Gene Ontology annotation, cellular component: ribonucleoprotein complex.